Branchiostoma belcheri (Belcher's lancelet) is the source of this 742-nucleotide messenger RNA. RefSeq names its product lisH domain-containing protein FOPNL-like. Gene Ontology annotation, biological process: microtubule anchoring; cilium assembly. Bases 27 to 602 code for a protein of 191 amino acids. The transcript has 6 exons. Gene Ontology annotation, molecular function: protein binding. The record is from RefSeq and is a predicted model, not a curated record. Lineage: Eukaryota; Metazoa; Chordata; Leptocardii; Amphioxiformes; Branchiostomatidae. Gene Ontology annotation, cellular component: centrosome; motile cilium; ciliary basal body.
GUCACACAUGGGCGGGCGAUUGAAACAUGGCAGCCACAAGCAGAGCGACGGUGGACGAGCUGAAAAACGUGCUGAAGGAGUCCCUAGAGGCCCGUGGAGUGAUGGGACAGCUACAGGCACGAGUUCGAGCAGAAAUCUUCAAGUCCAUGCAGGACCCGCUUGAGGAGAAGCCUCGUCUGAACCAUGAGAACAUGCUGAUCAACGAACUGAUCCGGGAAUACCUGGAGUUCAACAAGUACAACUACACACAGUCUGUACUGCUGGCAGAGACAGGCCAGCCCAGGACUCCCCUCAGCCGAGACUUCCUGGCUGCAGAGCUGAACAUCAGGGAGGACCCAGACACUGCCUCUGUCCCACUACUGUAUGGCAUACUGAACCACUUCACCAGCAGGAGGCAGGAAACAGUUCCCACAGGAAGGUCUGCGGAUAUCCCAUCAUCCUCAGCUCUGUACAGACCGCACAGCUCCCCAACUCUGUCCAGUCAUCGCUGGUCACCAGUCAGAACAGAACAGACAUAUGGCAGGGAGAGGGGCAGUCAUAUGGAAUAUGUUCGAGAAGGCAUGGAGGGCCAACCUUUAGUGUAUGAAGGAGGAAGGAGAUGAUGGUUCCAGGACACAGCUGACAGUAACAAUGAAAUUUGAGAAUCUCAUGAAUCUGUAAAACUGCUGGAGGAGACCCUCUAGUCGUCACAGUCGGAUGGCGGGUCGUCUGGGCUGGGCGGGUCGCAGUGUUUGAAGCGGAA